Molecule: messenger RNA, 240 nt
Organism: Miscanthus lutarioriparius
Lineage: Eukaryota; Viridiplantae; Streptophyta; Magnoliopsida; Poales; Poaceae
Source: the annotation of a GenBank genome assembly
AUGGAGACGAAGCUCCGGUGGAGCCGACCCGGCUCCCUUCUCGUCGCCGCGGCGUUCCUGGCGUCCGCCGCCGUGUCGAGCGCCAACAUUGGCGACUUUGACGAGCAUUGGCAGAAGCGCAAGGAGCUGGCCGAGGCGUCGGUGAGGGAGACGUACAGGUCCGACCCGUACAACGUCACCAACAGCUUCAACGUCGCCGUGCACAGGCAUGCAUGCACCCCGGCCUUCAUCCUUUCCUAG